Molecule: messenger RNA, 1275 nt
Organism: Indicator indicator
Lineage: Eukaryota; Metazoa; Chordata; Aves; Piciformes; Indicatoridae
Gene: B4GALT7
Product: beta-1,4-galactosyltransferase 7
Exons: 6
Coding region: 1-975 (324 amino acids)
Biological process (GO): carbohydrate metabolic process; proteoglycan biosynthetic process
Molecular function (GO): xylosylprotein 4-beta-galactosyltransferase activity
Source: RefSeq, a predicted model, not a curated record
AUGGGCCCGGCCCGCCGCAGGGCCGCACUCCGCCUGCGCGGCGGCGGGUCCCCGCCGCUGCUGGGGCUGCUGCCUGGCAGGUUCUCCGUGUUCCCACUCUUCUUCCUGGCACUGCUUCUGGGCUUUGCCUCGCUGCUCUGGCUCCAGCUCAGCUGCUCAGGCGAAGGGCCGGUGUCUGGCGGCGGGCAGAGCCAGGGGUCUCCCCGGCAAUCCUGCCCGCCCCAGGCCCCUCUCUUGCCAGUGGAGGAUGAGCCAGCGUGGGGUCCCCACCGCCUGGCACUGCUCGUCCCGUUCCGGGAGCGCUUCGAGGAACUGCUGGCCUUUGUGCCCUACAUGCACCGCUUCCUGAGCAAGAAAAAGAUCCGACAUCAUAUCUUCAUCCUCAACCAGGUGGAUCACUUCAGGUUUAACAGGGCGUCCCUGAUCAAUGUGGGCUUCCUGGAGAGUGGCAAUGACACCGACUACAUCGCAAUGCACGACGUUGAUCUGCUGCCCCUCAACGAGCAGCUGGACUAUGGCUUCCCAGAGGCAGGGCCCUUCCAUGUGGCAUCCCCAGAGCUGCACCCACUCUACCACUAUAAGACCUAUGUGGGCGGUAUCCUUCUGCUCACCAAGCAGCACUAUGAGAUGUGCAACGGCAUGUCCAACCGCUUCUGGGGCUGGGGACGAGAAGAUGAUGAGUUUUAUCGGCGUAUCAAAGGAGCCGGUCUCCAGGUUCGCCGUCCCUCUGGAAUCACAACUGGGUAUGAGACUUUCCAGCACCUGCAUGACCCAGCGUGGAGGAAGAGAGACCAGAAGCGCAUUGCUGCGCAGAAGCAGGAACAGUUUAAGGUGGAUCGGGAAGGAGGUCUGAACAACGUGAGGUACCGAAUUGAGUCACGGACAGCGCUGAGUGUGGCAGGAGCCCCUUGCACCGUCCUUAAUAUCUUGCUGGACUGUGACACAAAUGAGACCCCUUGGUGCACAUUUGGCUGAGCCUCUCUCCCAUGUGCCAGCUGCGUGCACCGUGCUUGUGCUGAGAUGGUGGGGCUUCUGCCAAGCUGCUAGGAGCAGGCAGGACUUUUGCAGCAGACAAGCAUGGCAGUGCUGGUGAGAUGCAGAGGAAAGAAAGACCAAGAACCAGAUUUUGCUGGGAUCAACAGAAGAGGCUGAGAUCAGGACUCGGUGGUGUUGCUGUGGAUGCUGGUGCUGCCUCCCAGGGCAAGUGCAGGAGACAGUUUUCCUGCACUGGACAUAGCUGAGCUGCCACCCAGCUCAGAGGACAAUAAAGAGCUA